ACUAACUUGGCUUGCCCACCGGUAUAUUCCAGGAAGCGGCUAUGCAUUCCUCUCUCGUUGAACUGGUCCCCACUGCUCGUUCUGCAGGUCAUCACAUCAACUGAUUGUUGGCUGUUUGUUCACUUCAGUGGCGAUGGUGGCGCUCACGAAGUUGACUAACUAGAAGAACAAGAAAAGCAGUAGGAAAAAACUUGGUUGCAGGCGUGCGAAUGCCCAAACUCGGACAAAGUCCUUUGGCAUACAGAUCUACGGCCUACGUCGAGAUGAUCAGCAGGGUCCUGAACAACUCUGAGCGAAUCAAGUCUGGUUUAAUACCUUUUUUUCUACUUUUUCCUUUGGGGGUGGAUAUCGCUAUGUCUUUUUGGGUGGCAUGGUGGCAUGACGGUUGAACAAACAAUUACAUUAGCGGUUUAGAGGGAACAUCUCAUAAUUGCCGCAGCAUCGGUCGGAGCUUUUUUCGCUUUUUGCCUUUGAUGCUAGUUUCUUGUUUUGGUUGCUUAAUAAUUUCUGUUAACGAUGAUCUGCGAUGCGACUUGACGUACGUGACGAUGUUGGGGGUUGCAGUGAAUUGGUUGUCUACGCACGGGAAGAGGACCGGCACUUGUGUCUAUUUGCCUCUUGAGAGAGAGCGGGCGUUUAUGCUUGGACUGGAGCUCAUGUUUCAAUGAACUAUUCUCAGCCAUUCAGGAACUCGUCGAUGGUUACACAGAGACUCGUUGUAGAAUUAAUCGCUCAAUCAUGACCGGUCAUCGGCCAUACACGUUUGAGAACCAGACUCUAUUCUUGCUACCGUUUUCGAUAGCCCACUUUCACGGUGGGAUCUAGAACUCGGCUGUGGUGAGAAGGGACCACUAGAAUCCGCACGAGUGCGUUAUGAGUCGACGAGUACGCGCAGGAGUGGGACUGGACAGGACAAGAGAGGACAGACAAGGCAACAGAAUUAGAUUGUAUACUCGGUACGGUAAGGUAUAAUGCGCAUGCGAUACGAUACGACGAAACUGUACAUACGGUACGGUACGGUAUGGCACGGUAGAUUCAGCCGAACCUCUCUCGGACUAAUCAUCCGGUGAGUCACACUCUCUAUUGCCUAUGCCUAUUAUCGGAUGGGAACCUGUCAUGCCUUGGAUCGGUUGCUGUGAUGCUCUUGACCUCCAUGGAAUCGGCUAUGCACGUCAACGACCGCGGAUUUUGAGUAGUAAUAGCGUGGGGGUUCGAAUGAACAGGUCAGGUCCGUCAAUCAGUCAACAAUGGUCUGGUUAAGCGCCAAUUGCCGUCCUUCUCAAGCUGUAUCCAGUAGUUUACGCUGAUGGUGGGGGAUCGAGAAACGGCCACCCCUCCAGUUCGACACCGUCUCAAAUCAAUCGAGGUCUUGCAUAACCUAUGACUGUUAAAGACUGACGGUUGAACCUCCACUAAAAGUUUCACAUCGCCUACAUCUCUAUAUACUGCUACUGAAUAGCUUCAGUUUGUAUCUCACUCAUGGCCAGCAAUUGCCCAGCCUUGUCCCUCGUCAUCAAUCAAGAUUAGGGUUAGCUGAGCCAUGUGCUGUACAGCUAUUGGCGGUAAAAGGCAUACGUCAUAGGCCAGUUCCAAGGCCAAGAUGAUGGUAAAUCAGGCUGAGACGGACAAAGAAUAGAGUUAAAUCUUCAAUCAUCCUGUGGUUUCUUUGUGAUCAGACUUUCUAGAACAACACUUGUGAUUCGUAUCGUUUACUUUUUUUUUGCAUUCGUGUCUAAAUAGCUCCAAGGCAGCGGGCUACUUGUUCUUGUGACACCACUUACACGACCCAUACCGUACCACCCGUUCACGUCUCACAACCAUGAAAAACCUAUCAUUUCCACUUACCGCCCUCCUCGUCGGCUCAAGUCUCGCUGCCGAUGUCACGAUCACAGCUCCAGUAUCCAUCCCCUCCAAUGAGCCUGAAUACAAGGAAGGCAAAUCCUUCACAUCAGCUGUCCUCAACAGCACCAACUUCUAUCGCGAGGAACACAACGCAACAGCACUAAAAUGGAACAAAACGCUCGAGGAGUUCGCAACAGACUACCUCGAUGACAACGAUGACUGCGACUUUGAGCACUCUGGUGGACCCUAUGGCGAGAACCUGGCUAUAGGUUAUCCCAAUGUCACUGCGAGCAUCGAAGCUUGGGGUGAUGAGCGAGAUGAGUACAACUUCGACAAGGCCAAGUUUAGUAAGAAGACAGGGCACUUCACGCAGCUUGUGUGGAAGGAUACUACGACUGUUGGGUGCGGAAGAAAGCUUUGCGGCGAACGAGGUUGGUUUCUCGUUUGUGAGUACUGGCCCAGGGGUAAUGUCGAGGGUCAGUUCAAGGAAGAGGUUUCAAAAGAGGAGGGCGGCGCAUUCAGUACAAGACCUGGUCUCGGGCUCGCUCUGGCCUUAUUUAUUGGGUACAUGCUUGUUGUCGUAUAGACAUGUCAUGUUGAAUUCCCAGCGUUGGAUAGGCGUAUGAGAUAUCUGAUGAAUGACGGGACCCAUGCUGGGCAUGGGCUAUGUUGGCUACUUUACUACAAUUCUCUUAUAUAGUUACAUGGUUUCUGAUAUUAUAUAUUCCAACUCGUCAUAUACACUUUUGGCUGACUAGAAUUGUCUUGGUAUAUUCAUGAUGUUCUUUCCAUCAUUGAUACGCAAC
Molecule: messenger RNA, 2648 nt
Organism: Fusarium verticillioides 7600
Lineage: Eukaryota; Fungi; Ascomycota; Sordariomycetes; Hypocreales; Nectriaceae
Exons: 2
Coding region: 1820-2428 (202 amino acids)
Cellular component (GO): extracellular region
Source: RefSeq, a predicted model, not a curated record